This is a messenger RNA of Hyla sarda, 1776 nucleotides long. RefSeq names its product oocyte-specific histone RNA stem-loop-binding protein 2-like. Gene Ontology annotation, cellular component: histone pre-mRNA 3'end processing complex; cytoplasm. Gene Ontology annotation, molecular function: mRNA binding; histone pre-mRNA stem-loop binding. The transcript is spliced from 9 exons. Bases 162 to 1049 code for a protein of 295 amino acids. Gene Ontology annotation, biological process: mRNA transport; mRNA 3'-end processing by stem-loop binding and cleavage. Lineage: Eukaryota; Metazoa; Chordata; Amphibia; Anura; Hylidae. The record is from RefSeq and is a predicted model, not a curated record.
CGUGCCGCUUCGGUGUACGUCCUCCCGGGAUCCGACCGAGCCAAGCCCGGAAAACAUGAACCGACCAGAAUCCAAGCACUGGAGAAAUUGAAUUCUUCCGCCCCAGACACGGACCAAUCAGCGACCAGCACUGGGGGCUAGAUCCUCAGCUGAAAGUGUGUAUGCCGCCAUUAACCUACCAUGACUCGCAAAUGCACGGGCUUUCAAAGACUCCGCUUCCUGAACCCUGGAUGUUGAUAGACAACUUCACAGCCAUGGAGGACAUUUUUGGGGUACCAUCAAGAUCCCGGUUUCUCAGUGCUCCAGGGUUGCUGUCAAAAGGAGGUGGCUAUCAACAUACAGAUAUAUCUGAUACUGCAAGGCGGACUUUCCCUGACUAUAUACCUUCCCUUGAGAAGGACUGUGACCAAACAAGGGUCAGUGUUGGUGUGAAUACAGAACUGGAUUUGUUGAAAAAGCAUAGAUUAAGCAGUCCAACCACUACACAACAGUCCAAUAAGCUUGAGACUGAUGAAGCUGUCCUUCAAAGGCGACAGAAGCAAAUAGAUUAUGGCAAAAACACUGUUGGUUAUCGACGCUAUCGACAAGAAGUUCCCAAUUUGGCUACCAGGGGUCCUUCUUCUGGUCCUGCUUGCAGAUUGUCUCCUGCAGCAGCCAGGCAGAAACAAGUCAGGAAAUGCUGGUGGGACCUCAGAUCUGAAAGGAUACCAGGAAUUCACCCUCGCAGCCCCAACAAACAUAAGAAGUACAGUCGGCGGUCUUGGGACAUGCAGGUUAAACUCUGGAGGCGUGCGCUUCAUGCAUGGGAUCCUCCGUCAGAGGUUUUAUUUCGGAAAGAGAGUUAUCUACCAACACACAGCUUGUUUAAUUCUUGGAUUGAUGAUACAGAGUCCCUUCGAGGUUUAGAAGCUGAUCUGUUUAACCUACAGAUUUCAGAUGUGAGUAAUAUGGGUUGUCCUCCUGAAGAUUCAUCUCAGAGUUACUACAACUGGUUACAGUGCUGUAACAAUACAGAGCCUUUUACCUAUCCCUGUUGGAUAGGCCAAUAGUAACUGCGGAAAGACUUGGACUGGUUUGCAAACAGAAUCAAGUGAACAAAAUCCUUUGGUUUUUACCACACGUUUCACGUCCUAUAGGAUCCAAGUAUGUGUUGAUACACUUGGUGCACUCCUCGCCCAUACCUACCUAUUCUGAUUUAUACAUGGAUUGUUUAUGUUGUAUCACAUUUCAGUUACUGUUUUUUGUAAUUGUCGUCUUUGGAAUGGUGGCAUGAAAUGCCACCAUUUAUUGCAUCACUGUUUGUAAAUCACCUAUGUAAAUAUUUUCUUCUUGGAAAAUGGUGUAAAUUAUUUUGUAGUUGGACUCUACAACUGUGGUUUAUUAUAGUUGUAUACACAUAGUUGGUGGUGAGGUUAUUGCAGAAGCUAUGUUAGUGUCUGCUUCUUUUAAAUGUUAAACAUACAAUGAUUAUCCAUAUUUAUUUACAAGAAGCUACAGGGUGUGAAAUAUAUAUAAUUUUUAUGGGUUACAUGUGUGCACAACUGCAUCCUAUUUGGAUCUGUACGUUUAGUAAGCUUAAUGAGUGGUGAAUCUGAAGCUCUAUAAAGGACAUUGCCAUUUUGGUUUUGUAGCAGAUAUAUUCCUGAAAAUAAAAGCCAUAGUUCUGUUUCUGUGCUUUAUAACAUCAGUGACAAUUUAGUGCUCCAGACAACAAGGAUGAGCACCUGCAUGUAUAUUGUAUGGAGUACAAGGCAUUGAAAAUGUUGGAGGGAAAUG